Molecule: messenger RNA, 1818 nt
Organism: Leptonychotes weddellii (Weddell seal)
Lineage: Eukaryota; Metazoa; Chordata; Mammalia; Carnivora; Phocidae
Source: RefSeq, a predicted model, not a curated record
AUGCUGAGUGUGAUGAGAGCUAAGAGCAGCUUUGGCAGCACUGAAGGGGCUCAAGGGGAUCCCAAGACUAUUUCCUCAGUGGCCUUUACCAAAAAAGCGGCUAAGGAGAAGUCACAGUCACACCCUGGUCUGAAGGAAACAGCACCUGUCAAAGGCAAAAGCACACCGGCCCUCACAGAGAGAUCUUCCCAGAAGAACCAGCCCUCCUCCGAGAAAAAAAAGGUUAAUAAACUCAAUGAGAAAAAUUCUGAGAAGACCAAUGCCUCUCUAGUUCAGAGAAGUUUUGCCACAUUUCAUACAGAAAGACCGCAAGAUGAAGUCGAAGAUUUUGCUCUAAGAAGUUCCAUAGAGCCAAGAGAAAAUAUAGACACAAGAGACAUUUCGAGUACACAGAGACUGAACAGACAAGAAAAUAAUAGUUCUGGAGAUGAUAAGCAAGCCACUGUGGAUCAAAAUGGAUGUCCAGUGUUCAAAGGAGAGAAAAAUGGGCUUCAUUCUAAAGAAGAUACUAGUGAAAGCGAAGUUGAGACAAAAGGAGGACCAGCAAUUGCAAAUGAAACAGUGUUGGACAAGUGUUCAAAUAAAAAGCAGUGUGUUGAUAAAACAAAUGGUGAUCAAAUCUGUGAAAGGUGUAUCAGCAAUGUGAAAGCCAUUUCUACAACCCGAAUCCUGGAAAACCCAGCGCUAGCACCCACUUUCCAGAAUGCUGAGCAAGCAGAACACACUGGCAGCAGCAAGCGGAGGGUGACGGAGGAGUGCUUCACCAAAGAGGACAGCAAAAAGAGCAGAAUAGAUGUAGAGAGUCCAGAUGAUGUCCCGGCUCCUCCCGCCCCGUUUAAUCACCGUAUCGUGACAGCCAAACAAGCAGCCAUCAACGUCUUUUAUACUGUGAGCAGAAUGGAAGUUUUAGGAGGGGGGCGCUUUGGCCAGGUUCACAGGUGUGAAGAGAAAGCAACAGGUCUGAAGCUGGCGGCCAAGAUCAUCAAAACCAGAGGCACCAAGGAUAAGGAUGAAGUGAAGAACGAGAUCAACAUCAUGAACCAGCUGGAUCACGUGAACCUCAUUCAGCUCUACGACGCCUUUGAGUCUAAGAAUGACAUUGUCCUGGUCAUGGAGUACGUGGACGGAGGGGAGCUGUUUGAUCGCAUCAUCGAUGACAACUACAAUCUGACCGAGUUUGACACCAUCCUGUUCAUCAAGCAGAUAUGUGAGGGCAUAAGACACAUGCAUCAGAUGUAUAUUCUCCAUUUGGAUCUGAAGCCUGAGAAUAUCCUGUGUGUGAAUCGGGAUGCCAAACAAAUAAAAAUUAUUGAUUUUGGAUUGGCCAGAAGAUACAAACCCAGAGAGAAGCUGAAGGUGAACUUUGGAACUCCGGAAUUUCUUGCCCCUGAAGUUGUGAACUAUGAUUUUGUUUCCUUUCCCACUGACAUGUGGAGUGUGGGCGUCAUCGCCUAUAUGCUACUGAGUGGUUUGUCUCCCUUCCUGGGUGACAAUGACGCUGAGACCCUGAACAACAUCCUGGCCUGUAGGUGGGAUUUAGAGGAUGAAGAAUUUCAGGACAUCUCGGAGGAGGCCAGGGAGUUUAUCUCCAAGCUUCUGAUUAAGGAGAAGAGUUGGAGAAUAAGUGCAAGUGAAGCUCUCAAGCACCCUUGGCUGUCAGACCACAAACUCCACUCCAGACUCACCACUCAGAUCAGCCCAAGUCCUAGCAAGUGCCUGAGACCUACUUUAAAUGCCACCUCCUCUAAGACGGCCCUUCUCAAUCCCCAAACUGGAGGUGCUUUCUCCAUCUUCGUGGACUUCUCUUGUGGCACUUAA